Molecule: messenger RNA, 1914 nt
Organism: Linnemannia hyalina
Lineage: Eukaryota; Fungi; Mortierellomycota; Mortierellomycetes; Mortierellales; Mortierellaceae
Source: the annotation of a GenBank genome assembly
AUGAGCAACACAAACACAUCCCCGUCCACAGGGGAGAUCGCCUCAAGCGCAGCAGCAGCACCAACAAGCCAUGCCCUGACACACACCCACAACAACCCCUCCCAAUCCUCCACAACUACCAUCACCGUCAUAGCCCCUCCAGAAAAGGCGGACGAUCCCGCCAAGCAGAAAGAUACCACUACCCCUGUCGAUCCCGAGAGCGGAUUGCCCACAGCUGAGGUCGAGAAGACGUCUGAUGAGAUCCUUGCCCAGGUGGUCGAGACCCUGCCCCUGCGCCAGCUUGCUCCCGCAUUCUUGGGAGUUGCGAUGACAAUGUUCAUGGCUGCCUUGGAUAACAGCAUCGUGUCGACGGCAUUGCCCAAAAUCGGAACCCAGUUCUCGGCAUCUAAUAAGGUCGAGCUGGUCUUUACCUGCUAUGUCAUUACCUUCAACGCCUUCCAAGGUCUUUACGGAAAGAUGAGUAAUGUGUUUGGACGCAAGCCUACGGUGUUCUUUGCUAUCAGCAUCUUCUGCAUAGGCUCGAUCCUCUCGGGUGUUUCACAGUCUAUGAACAUGUUCUUGGGCGCACGCGCACUCACUGGUAUUGGAGCAGGAGGAAUUUUCUCGCUGUCCAACAUUAUCAUUGCAGACUUGGUGUCGAUCCGCGACCGAGGCAAAUAUCAGGGCUUUAUCUCUGCCGUGUUUGCCAUCUCUGCCCUGGUUGGACCCGUCAUGGGAGGUGCCUUUGUCGACAAGGUCAGCUGGAGAUGGUGCUUCUUUAUUCAGAUUGCACUGGCUGUUGUCACGGUCCCCACGAUGACAGUGAUGCUGAAGCUACCAAGACCCAAAGGAGACAUUUGGAGUAAGGUCAAGGCGAUUGAUUGGGCUGGCACCUUCUUCAUGGCCAUCUCUGCCGUCUUUUUGCUCUUGCCCACCAACCUUGGCGGUAACCUUUAUGCCUGGAACUCGCCGUUGAUUAUUACACUCUACGUGUUGGCAAUCCCUUCGAUCUUGAUGUUCUUGUGGGUCGAGGCCAAGCACGCCGAGCAUCCCAUUGUACCCCCUUACCUCUGGAAGAACCAUAACGUCGUCACCCUCCUGAGCAUUAACGUCUUUAUGGGCAUGACCUUCUGGUCUCUUAUGUUCUACCUGCCCAUCUACUUCCAGAUCAUUGAGCACGAGACGGCAACGAAUGCUGGUUUGACCAUGAUUCCAUUGGAGGCUGGUGUGUUCAUCUCGUCCAACAUUGCCGGUCUCCUUGUCUCAAAGUACGGCAAAUACCGACCCUACAUCUUCACUGGCACCGGCAUUGCAGUCGUUGGUAUCUGCCUUUGCCUGGUCCUUGCCGAGACGUCGUCCAAGGUUAUUCACGUUGUGGUCCUGUUUAUCUGCGGUUUGGGAGUGGGCCAGUUGUUCCCCACCCUGAUUGUUGCUAUCCAGGCCUCGGUUGAUCGCAAGGAUCUUGCCACCGUUUCGGCAUUGCACAACUUUUUCCGUAUGACCGGAUCGGGUUUUGGUGUGGCCAUCAACGGAGCCUUGUUCCAGAACAACCUCAACAAUGGGCUGGAGAGCUCGGGGGUGCCAGUGGAGUGGGCCAACUUGGCCAAGAGCUCUGCUCAAAAGAUUGUGGAUAUCCCUGAGACUUACCGGGGGAUGGUUGAGGAGGUUUACUUGGACAGCAUGAAAACCGUGUUCAAGGCCACGAUUCCUAUGGCAGUGAUGAUGUUUGUGUUGACGUUCUUGAUCCGCCAUGUGCGCCUGAACGCCAAGGCUGCUCCUUCAACCCCCGAGCCUAAGAGUUUUGACGAAACAGCGGUGGCUGCGUCAGGCAAAAGUGAGAAGGGGAUGAAGGAAGAAGUCGUUGAAAUGGAAGAAGAGAAGCAGUUUGCUUCUGUACCUUCGGCUGCGAGAGGUGACAAGGAGGAGUUGAAGUAA